GCGAUGGGCGGCGCCAUCUUGGGGGCGACGGGAGCCGCUCGGGACCAAACGUCCUUCCGCCCGCCGCCAUGGGGUCGCGGGAGCCCUGCCGCCGGCUGGAAGCGGUGCUCGGCGCCCUCUACGACCUGGGUGAGGAGCGCGGUGCUCGGGGCGCGGCGAAGGACAGCGAGGCGAGCGUAGGGGCGGCGGCGGCGGCGAAGAAGAAGAAGAAGGAGAAGGAGGAGGAGGAGAACCGAGGACCGCAGCCGGCGGCGGGCGGGCGGCGGGGAGCCCGCGACUUUUUUGGGGAGCUGCGGGCUGAGCUGGCCGCCGCCGGCCCGCCGCCCCCCGCCACGCCGCCGGCCGUGGAGGUCGUGGUGUUUCGCGGGAGGAAGAGGAAGGGGCGGCCCAGCCCCUCGGUAGCACCCACCGGAGGUGCCCAGACCAAAAGAGUGGAUGAAGAUAAAAAUGUGAACGAACAAGAAUUUAACUUUGAAAAAGCUCGUCUGGAAGUACACAAGUUUGGAAUCACUGGCUACAAGAAGCAGGAACAACGUAUAUGGGAACAGGAGCGUGCUAUCAUGCUGGGAGCCAAGCCCCCCAAAAAAGAACAUGUGAACUACAGGACUUACCAGGAGAAAAUGAAAGAGAAGAAAAUGGCAAAGGAGUAUGAUAAGGGAAAGCAGGAACAUAAAGGUGAUUCUCUCAAGAAGAAGAAGAAAGAACAGAAGGAGAGGAAGGCCAAAAGGAAGAAAUCAGUGCCUAGCAUUUGGCCUGCAGGACAAGUUGGAAAAUUCAGGGAUGGGACCUUGAUUCUGCAAAGCCAUGACAUAAAGAAAAUUAAAUCAUCUAAAGUUAUCAAAUGAACCUAUGAUACAGAGCAAAAUGGACAAUAUACAUAAGAUAGAAUUCACAUUGCUACCAACACAGAUUUACAGAGCCUGUCGCCUUUCUGCCAUGUCCUAAUUUUUUUACCUUAUUUGUUGUUGCAGGAUUUUCUACAUUCCAUUCUGACUUGGGAAGAAUAUGAAAAUUUACUGUUUUAUAAAUAAAAAUAAGACUUUAUAUUAAGAACUUUACACAGGCUAUUUUUAUUAGUCAAUACACGCUAAAGAAAGCAUGUAACUUUCUGGAGUCAGCUUCUUGGCCAAAAGUAAAAUGUCCACUUAAUCCAGUAAUUAAUGGAUUAAAAUAUAUAGCUCUUCACUUUCAUCUGGAAGGAAUAUGGAAAAAACAAUACCUUACUUGCUCUGAAGCUGAAGUUGUUAUUCUCAAACAUUUAUUGGGCGUACAUCUGUUUCUGUGACUUUAUGAAUUGUUAGUGGAUUGUGGAACUGCACAACUAGUUUUCCUGUUCGGCAAAACCUCUCACAGUUUCAAAAUUAUCUGCUUUGGAAUAAAACCAAGAUUUUCUGAAUUUUUGUCCCAAA
Molecule: messenger RNA, 1409 nt
Organism: Tyto alba (common barn owl)
Lineage: Eukaryota; Metazoa; Chordata; Aves; Strigiformes; Tytonidae
Exons: 7
Coding region: 69-845 (258 amino acids)
Source: RefSeq, a predicted model, not a curated record